AUGCCCGUAGCUCUGCAGACAAAAGAGCCGCCUGCGAUUGCAGCUGCCCAGCCAGCCCCUCGAGGGGAGGAGGCGGCGGUGGUGGUGGAGGAGGAGGAAAGGCAGAAGGGCCCGGCUCCGGCUCCCGCUGCUGCUGCGGAUCCUGGAGAGGCGGAAUAUUACGGCGGGGGAGGCGCCGAGACGCGGCCCCGGAGCCUGGCCCUGGAAGAGAAGGACCCCCGGCCUCAGCCCCCCGGGCACCAGCCAGGGCAGCAGCCCGGAGCCGCCGGGGCCGGAGGAGCUUUGGACUCGGUCUCGCUCAGCAGCAGCUUGGAUAGUGGCAUGAGGACCCCGCAGUGCCGGAUUUGCUUCCAGGGACCCGAGCAGGGGGAGCUGCUAAGCCCGUGUCGCUGUGAUGGAUCUGUCCGCUGCACCCACCAGCCCUGCCUGAUUCGCUGGAUCAGUGAGAGGGGCUCCUGGAGCUGUGAGCUGUGCUAUUUCAAAUACCAGGUCUUAGCCAUUAGCACAAAGAACCCCUUGCAGUGGCAGGCAAUUUCCCUGACGGUGAUUGAAAAGGUGCAGAUUGCAGCCAUCAUCCUGGGUUCUCUCUUCCUCAUCGCCAGCAUCUCGUGGCUUAUCUGGUCAUCGCUCAGCCCCUCGGCCAAGUGGCAGCGGCAGGACCUGCUCUUCCAGAUCUGCUAUGGGAUGUAUGGCUUUAUGGACAUUGUGUGCAUAGGUCUGAUUAUCCACGAGGGCUCCUCGGUGUAUCGAAUAUUCAAACGUUGGCAGGCGGUGAACCAGCAGUGGAAGGUGCUGAAUUAUGACAAAGCCAAGGACCUGGGGGAGCCGGUUGGUGGGAGUACAAAGCCCGGAGGGCGGAAUUCACGGACGAACCCCUCCUCGGGGAGUGAGAGGGCCUCCCAGCGAGGCCAGCGGGUUAGGACUAUUUUGAACCAUCACUGUGGGUAUACGAUUCUGCACAUUCUCAGCCACCUGCGGCCUAAUGAACAUCGUGGGGGCUCCAGUUCCAGCCGCGAGGUGGUCAUGAGGGUGACGACUGUAUAAUAACAGCCUCGGGAGCCUUUGCCAUGAGGGAGAGGCUCCGUGGUUCCCAUGGAAGGAAGAAGCCGGCGCCUUCACUUCAGCACAGGCUCCAUUUCGAGCCCCUACGGGAUAGGCCACACACUGUAUACUGCCCGACGCAGGAGGCACCUGGAUCUGACCACAAGUUCUGCCCGCCUCUUUGUUGUUGUGCGUGGGGAGUACCUCAACUUGGUUGCACCUUCCUGCCCUCCCAUCAAUGUGAAUUCCCCCCCCCUUUCCAUCCUGGCCUGUGGUAAAAGGAGUGACCCUCCUCCCUCCUCACAGCUUCUCUGGUUAUGACUAAACUCUUUGGAAGUGUGGUGGGAGGUUAUUUAUUUCUUUUUCUAAAACAGCCCCUGCCGAGUUCCUUCUGGGUGAGUCUUGGCCCCAGCAGACCCAGAAAUUUGGAAACAUUUUUACCUCAUCUUUCAAAAGGAAGACCACUUCCCAUGCCUUCCCACCCCAUCCCACUGAUCUCUCUGCCCAGGAGAUGCCUACCAGAGAGGUUCUGAACUUUCACCCAUCCCAAACAAAUGGUGCAAUAAACAUGUUUCUUAAAGCAAAAUGGCAUUUUGCAAUAUGAUACCUGUACAUUUCAUCUUUUAAUUCAAUGAAUGAAAAUCUGUUGCUCUUCUUC
This is a messenger RNA of Pogona vitticeps (central bearded dragon), 1699 nucleotides long. The record is from RefSeq and is a predicted model, not a curated record. NCBI's taxonomy places the organism in Eukaryota, Metazoa, Chordata, Lepidosauria, Squamata, Agamidae.